Messenger RNA from Nelumbo nucifera (sacred lotus), 848 nucleotides. Its product is annotated as 17.3 kDa class I heat shock protein-like. Lineage: Eukaryota; Viridiplantae; Streptophyta; Magnoliopsida; Proteales; Nelumbonaceae. The record is from RefSeq and is a predicted model, not a curated record.
ACUGAACGUUCCAGUCUUCGAGAGUCCCUUUCCCAAUUCCCAUGCCUAUAAAUCUGUACUCCGCCUUCGACGUAUGCAUCGUCAAUUCUCAGUUCUCAAUUCUCCAUUCGUGGUCUGAUAUUCUCUGUUCAACAUCCGAGUUUCUGUUAAAUCCUGCGAUUGUAAAGAAUGUCUCUCAUUCCUAGCAUCUUCAGCGGACGACGAAGCAACAUCUUUGACCCAUUUUCUCUGGAUAUUUGUGACCCUUUCGAGGGCUUCCCUUUCGGCACAAACCCCAGCUCUGUGCCCAGUUCGGCUUUGGAAACCUCUGCCUUCGUCAAUGCCCGCAUCGAUUGGAAGGAAACCCCUGAAGCACAUGUGUUCAAGGCUGAUCUUCCGGGGCUGAAGAAGGAAGAAGUGAAGGUAGAAGUGGAGGAGGGAAGGGUCCUGCAGAUUAGUGGAGAGAGGAGCAGGGAGCAUGAAGAAAAGAACGACAAAUGGCACCGGAUGGAGAGGAGCAGCGGCAAGUUCUUGAGGCGAUUCAGAUUGCCGGAAAACGCAAAGAUGGAUCAGGUGAAGGCAUCCAUGGAGAAUGGAGUGCUGACUGUCACAGUUGCCAAGGAAGAGGUAAAGAAACCCGAGGUGAAAGCCAUUGAAAUCUCUGGUUAAAUUGCUUUUCAGAAGCGCAAAAUGAUGGAGUGGGUUAUUGGUUGAGACUUGAGAGUCUGUAUUUGUUGUGUGCUUUGUCUAUGUUUGGGUUUUCUUGUGUCGUCUCUCCGUCUAUGGUCUGUAAAGAACUUUGUGGGAUUCUGUUUGUAAAUGGGUUGAGCAAUGAAACAGAGAUUUGGAUUGUAAUUUUCCCCUGUUAA